Molecule: messenger RNA, 923 nt
Organism: Mangifera indica (mango)
Lineage: Eukaryota; Viridiplantae; Streptophyta; Magnoliopsida; Sapindales; Anacardiaceae
Product: actin-depolymerizing factor 2
Exons: 3
Coding region: 156-575 (139 amino acids)
Biological process (GO): actin filament depolymerization
Cellular component (GO): actin cytoskeleton; cytoplasm
Molecular function (GO): actin filament binding
Source: RefSeq, a predicted model, not a curated record
UCCUCUCCUGCCAGACCAAUCCGAUAUAAGCCGCCUCAUUAUUGCUGCGUGGCCAUCGUCAUCGGAGGCGACUCUUCGGUUCUCUACAUUUUCUCUCCUCUUUCUUCGCCGAUUGUUUUUCCCUCUGCUUUUCCGUUCAAAAAAAAUCUGAAGAAAUGGCCAAUGCAGCGUCUGGUAUGGCUGUGCAUGAUGACUGCAAGUUAAAGUUUCUGGAGCUCAAGGCAAAAAGAACUCAUAGAUUCAUAGUUUUCAAGAUUGAGGAGAAACAGAAGCAAGUUAUUGUGGAGAAGCUUGGUGAGCCAACUCAGAGCUAUGAGGAUUUCACCGCAGCCCUUCCAGCUGAUGAAUGCCGUUAUGCUGUCUAUGAUUUUGAUUUUCUGACCCCAGAGAAUGUUCAGAAAAGCAGGAUCUUCUUUAUCGCAUGGUCCCCUGAUACAUCAAGGGUCAGAAGCAAGAUGAUCUAUGCAAGCUCAAAAGACAGAUUUAAGAGAGAACUUGAUGGAAUUCAGGUAGAGUUGCAAGCAACUGAUCCAACUGAGAUGGGUCUUGAUGUCUUUAGAAGCCGUGCCAACUGAAUUCGAAUGGCCUUGCAAUGAGAAUGUUCCUCUGUUCAAUCUUCUUUACUCGAGUGAAAUGUUUAUAUUUUGUGGGAUGGCGAACUUGGUUACCAUGUUAUCAGUUUCCGAGUUCUUCCAUUAAAGUCUUUUAUUCAUCUUGCAUAUGCAUCUCUGGUUUCUGGUAUAUCUUGUGAGUUGUUAUUUAUAGAACCUAUGUGUUUUAAUAUCUUGUAGCAUGUUCUCUACAAGCUCAUAUAUAACUGUUUGUGAGAGGUUAUUAGUUUCACCUUUAGUUCGUUUUGAAAAUUUAAAUAUUUGACCCUUGUUAUUUUACUUUGUAAUAUUCAAGGGGGCAAGCUUUUAUAA